AUGAACCUGAAUGCGCCCGCAACGCGCGAGGAAAUUGUCGCCCUCUACCAAAAUCCCAUACUCGACCUCGUGUACCGCGCCGCGACCGUCCAUCGAGUACACCACGACCCGCGGCAAGUACAGGUCUGCACUCUGCUUUCGAUCAAGACCGGUGGCUGUCCUGAAAAUUGCAGCUAUUGCUCGCAGUCGGCCCACUUCGAUACGGGCCUCGAACGCCAAGACCUGCUGUCGCUAGACGCCGUGCGCGAAGCCGCUGAGCGCGCCGCGGCCGCUGGUAGCACGCGCUUCUGCAUGGGCGCGGCCUGGCGUCAAGUCCGCGAUGGCGUGGAGUUCGACCGCGUAUUGGACAUGGUGCGCACGGUCGCUGCCACUGGUAUGGAAGUCUGCUGCACGUUGGGCAUGCUCAACGCCGACCAAGCCCAGCGGCUGCGGGAAGCCGGUCUUCACGCGUACAACCACAACCUGGACACCGGGGAAGACUACUACCCCGAAAUCGUCUCCACCCGCACCUAUCGCGACCGCCUGGAAACCCUAGGCCACGUCGGUCGUGCCGGGAUUUCGGUCUGCUGCGGCGGCAUCUUGGGCAUGGGCGAAAUCCCCCAUCUCAAAAGGUCGCCCCCGGUUCGUGUGCAGAGGGUAGAACAAGGGGCCCGGGCACCGAGGCAAGCCGCAAUGCGUAAGGAAGAGCAGUGA
Messenger RNA from Geodia barretti, 693 nucleotides. NCBI's taxonomy places the organism in Eukaryota, Metazoa, Porifera, Demospongiae, Tetractinellida, Geodiidae. The record is from the annotation of a GenBank genome assembly.